AUGGCGGCCAGAGGAAAGAAGAAAUCUGUUAGUGCCACUGUGGAUCACUUCUGUUCGAUAACAGGUGUGACAACAGAUGUUGGUGAACAAAUGAUUGAGGCAUGCAAUGGAGAUCUCCAAUUGGCUGUCGAGAUGCACAUGGACGGUAACCCUGAUAAAAUGCUUUCAGGCAAAGAGCCAAAGGCCACAAGUACAAACUCUAAAGACGGAGAGGAAGAUGUUCGAGCUCCCAUCCCACAGAAAAGAGAAAUUCUUGUAGAUGAUGCUCCUGUCUUUGUCCAAAAGAUGAUCACUGCUGAUGCUACCAUAGGAUUUCGUGGUAGGCGUCCUGCACGAUCUGUCUUUGAUGGCUUUCGAGAUUUCCAGGCUGAGGCACGUCAACAGGAACAAAUGAUGAUACAAGGGAGUGGCAGUGUCACUUCAAAGCAUCAGACAUUAGAGGAGCUUUUCCGGCCACCUAUAGACCUCACUUUUAAGGGAACAUUUGCCAGUGCUCGCGAUGAAGGCACAAAUCUAAACAAAUGGUUGAUGGUUAAUAUCCAAAACGUUCAGGAGUUUUCUUGCCAAACUUUAAACCGUGAUGUUUGGAGUAACAGUGCUGUCCGCAGCAUCGUGCAAGAGCAUUUCAUUUUAUGGCAGGUGUACCAUGAUAGUGAGGAGGGCCGUAAAUAUAUGCAGUUCUACAAGGUGAAAAGUUGGCCAUAUAUUGCCAUUCUAGAUCCUCAAACAGGAGAAAAACUGACCGAAUGGAACAAUUUGGACCAUACAAAGUUCUGUGAAUAUGCAGCUGAAUUUUUAUCUUUGCAUCCAUCACUUGAUGGGAGCUUAAGUCCCCCGCACAAAUGCUUGAAACCAGAACAAAGUCUUGUGGAUGCCAGUGAAGAUGCUCAGCUCCAGGCCGCAAUAAAAGCUUCUCUAGAACAGGAAAAAAAAAAUACUUCUGAUUCUUUUGUUUUGGAAUCGCCGUGUUCCAGUAAAAAAUCAGCCUCCCCAGUGCCUACAAAAGAAGCUAGUCAACCGCAAUGGCACAAGCAUCUUGGCUCCAAAGAUGAUCCAGUAACAAAUCUCAUGAUACGGUUUCCUUCUGGUAGUAAACAACAAUUAUCUCUUCCAUGUUCUUCUAAAUUAUUGGCUCUUGAGGAAUAUGUUCAAGAAGAAGGUUAUUCUAGUGAAAAAUAUGAACUUCUAACCAAUUACCCUCGCAGAAAACUUUCAGAGUUAGAUAUGAAUUUGACAUUAAAAGAUGCUGGCCUCUUCCCACAAGAUACAGUUUUUGUCCAAGAGAGGUGA
Acanthosepion pharaonis is the source of this 1290-nucleotide messenger RNA. NCBI's taxonomy places the organism in Eukaryota, Metazoa, Mollusca, Cephalopoda, Sepiida, Sepiidae. The record is from the annotation of a GenBank genome assembly.